This is a messenger RNA of Numida meleagris (helmeted guineafowl), 2514 nucleotides long. RefSeq names its product chromosome 2 C8orf46 homolog (gene VXN). Lineage: Eukaryota; Metazoa; Chordata; Aves; Galliformes; Numididae. Gene Ontology annotation, biological process: neuron differentiation; neurogenesis. The record is from RefSeq and is a predicted model, not a curated record. The transcript has 6 exons. The coding region runs from base 1286 to 1891 and encodes 201 amino acids.
CUACCCAUUCUACGCACCACACGGCUUCCUGGAACAAUGCCCUGGCCCUGCAAUAGAUUUCCUGCCCUUGGACAGCAGGAGGCUGCCCUGGGACGUAACAAGUGAUAGCAGCCUCUCUUCAGUCAGUUAUUUCUUGAAACAGUGACACUUUCCACAGAACCAAAAAAAAAAAAAAAAUGCUUCCAGGCUCAGCAUGUGUAUUUGACCAAUAUUUAUUUUUUCAAAGAAACAUGACACGAAUAUGUCAGUGACAGCGCAUGUUUGCUGGCAUGUCCCAUCUGGGACUUGGUGGCAAUCUUCUAUGGGAGAAGACAGCGCUGGUUUUUGUGCUAAUUACACACACAUGCUCAUAAUGAUGGCUAUUCAUUGGGCUGAUAUAAUUUAAUAUCAUUGUUAGCACUUGAAAAGUGUUUCUGCUACAUCUGCUGCUGAAGCCUGCAAGCCAACAUGUUGGAGCUCAGAUGCCCGUGGCAGCAGUAAGCCAGCAGAGCUUGAGGGGGCUAAUUUCCACAGAUGUGGAAAGGGACAAUUUCUGACAGCAGCAUGAGGGAAUGCACUUGAAACCUUUGGAAAGGAGCCCCUCUAGAAGUGCAUAAAUGUAGAAACAGAGGCCCAGAUCCUCCAAGUCAUGCAGGAGCCAGUCUAUGACUGGGCCACCUGCCUUCUCUCCAGAACCACUAAAGCACAGGGGAUGUACGUACAGCCCUAUGGAUGCCUGCCUGACGUGCCCUCCUUUAGACAUCUGCAUUUGAAAUUUAACACUGACACGCCCAGGAUUUAGGUACAAGUUUAUGAUCUUCUAGGUGAAGCACCAAACACUUUCCUUAAUACACUCAGAAUCAGUUCCUCAUUACAUAGGAAGAGCGACGUUUCAUGGCAAAUGUGUUGACCUACGCAAAACGUAUCCCAACUUGUUUUAACAUUCCUUGCAGUACUGCCGUAAAGUUUAUUUGCUGCAUACCGGCUGCACAGAGCAGACUUUAUUAUUAGCCAUUUAUUGCAGAAGAUUCUCCAAACCGGUAAAAGGACAAAAUGUUCCUAUCUGGGUAGAGACUUAAGUAACAGCUAAAUUAAAUCUUUGCAUUCAUAGUAUUCAUACAAAGGCAGAUGGGAGCAGAAAAUGUUGCGAUGAAGAAUAUGGAAUGAGAUGAGAUCACAGCAUCAGUCUGUCCUUUGUAGAUCUGGACAAUGAUCACAGAGCCAGAUUGGAUUAGUGAAACCUAUUUACCAGAAGUUCAGAGCAGUUGCGUGAAGCUGAAAGGCAGUCAGGAGAGAGAGGUGGAAAAUGCACCAGAUUUACAGCUGCAGCGAUGAAAAUUUAGAAGUUUUCACCACCGUGAUUUCAUCCAAAUCAUGUAGUCCUGCCCGAAGGAGAGCCAAAAGUGCACAUCACAUCCUGACAAAGAGUGUGGUAGCAGUGUCUGACAGUCAGCCCCAUCGGCCAGACAAGCUGCAGCCCCACCACGGCGACCUCUUCCAGGUGCUCUACAGAGAAGAAGAGGUGCGGAGCUUGGGCCACCUGCGGGGCAGACAGCAGGGACCCUGCAGCCCCAAGCAUGUGGGAAUAACUGAACGAGAGACAUCCAAACCCUGUAAUCACCAGUCAAAUGGGAAACCUUUGCCUCCGUCAUCGCUAGCCCUCCCCAUCACAGCGAAGCCAGCUUUCACGGGCUCAACCAUGGAUGACCACCCGCUCGCAGAAGACCGUAGACAGCGCUUGAGGAAGAUGGCAGAGUAUGACCUGACCCUGACACCAGGAGCAGAAGCUUCUCUGCCACUGACGGGAGGCAGCCUGUACGGGACACCCAGCUUGCUGAGGAAGAUGUGGAUGAAGCACAAGAAGAAGUCAGAGUAUCUGGGGGCAACAAACAGUGCCUUUGAGGCAGACUGACAAGUCUCAAAAUCACUCAGAAAGACAGAAGUUCCUUUAGCCAGGACAAGGUGCUCUAGGAUUGAUGAAGGAACAGACACAGCACAGCUCCCCCAGGAAAAAGAUAUCCUUUUCAUUACUUGAUGCCAUUGCCUCAGAAUGGUAGGAGAAAGGCUAAUUAAGGUAAAAAUGGUGGGUAUGAUGCAACGUAUUAGCCCUUCUUUGUUGCGAUACGCUAGAAUCCCAAAUAUUCCACUAGAAUCACAUCUUGACUCAGCAGUGCUGAAACUAUUGCUGACCUACUGUAUGCGUCCUGUCUGAAUCAGCUCAGACACACAAGAGAAGCCAACCAAGAUGUUUGUGUGCGUCUGCAAGGUUCCCGUUCUCUUUUUGUUAUUGAGUGCCAUGAAGUGCCAGGGCUUUGCUCAUUGUGUACCACUUUUGUCCUCCUUCCCCCUCUUAUAUCCUCUUUUCAGAGAUAUGAUAAAAACACAUCUUAUGAUAUCCUUGUUUCAGUGACAUAUGCUAAACAUCUUUCUCCAUCAGUUUUGAUGUUUCAAGACAGGAGUAAAAGAUGGAAAAAAUAUGAAAGAAUGGAUGAGUCAGAACUGAGUAAGUUUGCAAAUACACAUUUACCAAAAUUA